This is a messenger RNA of Plasmodium malariae, 1344 nucleotides long. Its product is annotated as conserved Plasmodium protein, unknown function. Lineage: Eukaryota; Apicomplexa; Aconoidasida; Haemosporida; Plasmodiidae. The record is from RefSeq and is a predicted model, not a curated record. Bases 1 to 1344 code for a protein of 447 amino acids. The transcript is spliced from 2 exons.
AUGAAUAAAAUUACGGAAUGUCAAAAAAAAAAAAAAAAAAAGAAAGUAAAUAUGCUGUGUCCUUUAUUUUCAUGUAAAAGCAAGUAUUACUAUAACAUUUCGAAUUUUCCACCAUCCGAUAAUGAAGAAUGCGAACCUUUUUUCGAGGGUAAAAACAAAAAUAAAGAUUUUCACUAUAUAAUUGAAAAAGCCGUAAACGAAAUUAUAUAUGAUACAAAAAAGAGCUGUGAUGUUCAUUCUGACUUUGAACAAGUUGAGAAAAUUGGGAAUAAAAAAAAGGAACAUCUAUAUUCCGAUGAUUGUUUAGAUGAUAUUGAUAUAAUUUUAAAAAAGAGCAAAACCGAAAACAUGUUUUUAAGAAAAAAAGAAAAUAACGAAGUUAGUGAUAUCUUAUUACCCUCUAAAAAUAUAAAACAAAGAAUUUAUUCUAUAAACGAAGACAAAAUAGACAUAAAAGAUAAUAGCAGAAAAAAAAUAGAAAAUACACUCAAUGAUAACAUAAUAGAAAAUUUUAAAAAUGUUUUAUGUAAUGAUUUAAACAAAUAUUUUAAAGAUAUACUGGAAGACGUAAAAAAAGGUACUGAAAUGAAUGAAAUUAAUGGUUCUAAUAUACAAAAAGAGGAGCAUAUUCCAAGCGAGAAAAAACUUCAGCAUCAUUUUAACAUUUUAAAAAAAAAUACUACCAAUUGCGAAGUACCAUUCGAUAAUAUUUCUAACUGCACAGAUACCACAGAUAUAACGUGUAUUAACAGUAAAAUGUUAAAAAGGGUUAAUUACAAAAAAAUAAAUUGUGAAAGCGUAACUUCAGAAGAGAACAAAAAAUUCGAUGUUGCUCAAUUAUUCAAUAUUAGUGAAAGUGACGGUAGAACACAUUUCAAUAAACAAAAUACUGUAACAUAUAAGGACAACGCAUCUUUUGAUAUAGUUGUAGAUCUCAAUCAAGAUAAUAUAUUAUUAAAAAAUACUCACAAUAAUAAUAGAAGAACUGUGAACAAAUCAAGGUACAAAAAAAAUUUUUAUUUUUCAAAAAGAAAAAAAUUAACUAAAGAAAAAUCAUUUUUAUUAAGCAAAAAAAGUAAAUUAUAUAACAAAGAUUACCAUAAGACGGAUGAUAUGAGAAGUAGUAUGCCUAAAAAAAAACAACCCUAUUUAUGCAAAUCACACCGCGAGAUUGUAAAUAGUAUGGGCAAUGUUACUAGCUCUGGAAAUUUGAGUGCUUUGAGAAAUUCCCAUAUGUCCCUUGAGUCAAAAUCCAACUUCUGUACAAGCCCAACUGAAGAUUUUGUCUUUAGCCAUUUUCAGAAAAAUGCAAAUAACAACAUUAUAAAUAAACUUCUUCUUUAA